AUGGCUUGUGUGGCUCUACUUUCUCUUAUGAGGACACUAGAGCUUGAGUUCUUGCAACCACUGCCUCGUCCAAUCCUACAAGAAAUGGAACUCCUCACCCCUUUCAACAAAGACUUGGUUCAAUCUCUCCUCAAAAAGCUUGGAUCUCUGAUGGAACUCUUUGAUAAGAACAGAAUGGAUGGUGUUGAAGCAAUCGAAGAGUUGGAAACAAAGCUCAGAGAUGUAGCUUUCAGAGUGGAAGAUGAAAUCGAAUUCCAAAUUGCACAUCUUCAUGAAACAGAAGAGGAUUUUGGAAUUGGAACACCACAAGGGGAUACUAAUAUAUUGCCGCCAAAUCUUCUAGUCCUUGUUUCAAACUUGGUCUUAUUCUGCAACAAGGAAUGGAAGACAUUGAUGCCGUCAAGGAAGAAAAUGGUUGGUAGAGACAAGGAGUUUGAGAUUAUAAUGGGGAUGCUAAUCGAACGUUCAUCAAGGCAACUCAAAGUUGUUUCGAUUAGCGGUAUGGGAGGCAUCGGUAAGACGACGUUAGCAAGACGAAUUUAUAGGGAUCCGCUAAUUGCUUCUAGCUUUGACCUGCUAGCGUGGGUUAAUGCAUCACAGCAUCAGAACGAUAGACAAAUGCUUCUUGGUCUUCUUAACUCAUUGGUCUAUACAAAUAAUAGCAGCAGUGAUGAGGAUCUUUCAGCACAACUCCGCAAGACUUUAUGGGGUCAAAGGUACGAUCAAGAGCUUACUACUCAUGCCAAAAGCUAUAGCUAUACCUAG
Molecule: messenger RNA, 765 nt
Organism: Ipomoea nil (Japanese morning glory)
Lineage: Eukaryota; Viridiplantae; Streptophyta; Magnoliopsida; Solanales; Convolvulaceae
Product: disease resistance protein RPP13-like
Exons: 2
Coding region: 1-765 (254 amino acids)
Molecular function (GO): ADP binding
Source: RefSeq, a predicted model, not a curated record